This is a messenger RNA of Aspergillus brunneoviolaceus CBS 621.78, 258 nucleotides long. RefSeq lists its product as uncharacterized. Lineage: Eukaryota; Fungi; Ascomycota; Eurotiomycetes; Eurotiales; Aspergillaceae. The record is from RefSeq and is a predicted model, not a curated record. The coding region runs from base 1 to 258 and encodes 85 amino acids. The transcript is spliced from 3 exons.
AUGGCGUCCGGAAGCUUGUGCAUCUUGGGGUUUAUGCCGGGGUCCUUUGGGCCCGACGUCGGUUUGCUGCUUUUUCCCGAUACAAGCCAACCAACGUUGGCGAUGCUUGGGCUUUAUGGCGACAUGGGGCUCGUGAAUCCCCGCCGGCGCCUUCGUUCCCUUCCCACCUCAUGCCAGCAGCGCUGGCAGCGCUGGCAGCAGCUCCGGUUGCUCCGCUCCCUCCUCUCCCUCCACUGGUCACUCAGGACCAGCGACUAG